Messenger RNA from Puntigrus tetrazona (Sumatra barb), 1705 nucleotides. Its product is annotated as epidermal growth factor receptor kinase substrate 8-like protein 1. The record is from RefSeq and is a predicted model, not a curated record. Gene Ontology annotation, biological process: positive regulation of ruffle assembly; Rho protein signal transduction; regulation of Rho protein signal transduction. Gene Ontology annotation, cellular component: ruffle membrane; vesicle; plasma membrane. Gene Ontology annotation, molecular function: actin binding. NCBI's taxonomy places the organism in Eukaryota, Metazoa, Chordata, Actinopteri, Cypriniformes, Cyprinidae.
AUGUAUUGUAAAUGGAGAGACAGAGUGAAAACAGAUUCACAUCUGAUGCAUGCACAGAGAGAAGUUGAGUUGGUGAAUCACUGUUUUGCUGAUGUGGAGCAUUUUAUGGCCCGUCUGCAGGAGACAGCAGAAGCUAAGAACAUUGUAGAGCACAGAUCAUUAAAAACAGCAAAGAAGGAUGAUAAGAAAAGCAAGAAGAAGAAAAAACAGUUUGACGGCCCUCUCAUACGAACGGUGAUCCCACCAUCAGAACAAGAGUUUGUGGAUGUUCUUCAGAAGAUUAAAUAUUCUUUCUGUCUACUGGAUCGCCUGAAGACGAAAAUCUCAGAACCAACCUCAGAACAACUCUUACACCAUGUAUUCAUCCCAUUGCAACUGAUGGUAAAGACCACAGGUGGUCCUGAGUUGGCAGCAACAGUGUCCAGCCCCGCUAUGACCAGUGGAGCAAUCUCCCUACUACAGAAGAACCUUAAUGAGCAUGAGAAACCACUGUGGAAGUCACUCAGCCCAAUGACCAUGCCAUACUCUCAACUUAGCGAGACAGUGCCUCAAUACACACCUGUCUUUCUGGAUGGCUGGCAGCCAAUGGCCACAGAUCCUCACGGACAGCCCUUCGAGGACCCCAUAGAGUCCCAGCACAGACAUGAAGCCCUCAUGCAGACUCAACAGGUCAUUGAUCAGGCGCGUCUAGCUGUAUACCAGGAACACGACGGGAUGGAAGACUCCCUGCCUCCUCACGAAGAAAGGCUGUACCGUUGCAGUUAUGACUUUGUGGCGAGAAACAGUAGUGAACUCUCAGUAUUACAUGGAGAAACCCUGGAGGUGUUAGAGUCAUCAAAGAGAUGGUGGAAAUGUAAGAAUGAAUACGACCAAAUUGGUUUCGUUCCACAUAAUAUUCUCGAGCCAAUCAAUCACGCAGAAGUCGACUCUUCCAACGUAGUAAUGCGCAACCAGUCUAUGAAAGCUCCUAUUCCUCCCCCGGGAGGAGGCAGAGCCUCGUGUGUUCUGCCCAAUUCCACAGGCAAAAAUGCUUUCCACCCUGAUCCACGCCCCCACAGUAUGCCACCAAUUGGAGACGACGGAGAUAAAGUAUUUUUGAUGAAUGAUGAGCUCUUGCAACGACUGGCCAAUGGUAAAUCAGCAUCGAUACGCCCAGUGGUAAUUAACAAAGCAAAUGAGACCACCGCCCCGCUGGACUAUCACUCCCCUCCAGCUGAGGUUCAGGGGUGGCUCAGUGCCAAAGGCUUCCAUGAUUACACUGUACAGAGUCUCGGUGUCCUAACGGGAGCCCAGCUCUUCUCUCUGAAUAAGGAUGAGCUGCGUGCCGUUUGUCCAGAAGAGGGAACCAGAGUCUACAGUCAGAUCAUGGUGCAGAAAGCACUGCUGGAGGAUAAGAGGAAGGCCACUGAGUUGGAGGCCAUAAUGAAGAAACAGAAGAUGAAAGUUGAUCUGAAAGCAGAGGGUGGAGAAUUUUAACGGAUAUCACUUUCACUCACACAUUCAGACAAGCAUUUAUGCUAAAGCUUUAACAGACAGGUGUGGCAUGAAUUAAGAUCUAUUUAACCAUAAUAUUUGCUUGUUUUAUGUCAUUGCUAAUAAAUAUGGAUCAUUACCACUCAUCAUUUGGAAAUCAAACCUGUAUAUUCCUUUAUGUAUUCUAUUUUAACUAUAAAUAAAAUAAAAUAAAAUACUGCUUGUAUUUAUA